CUAUGUUUAUCUUCCUUUCGUGUGCUAUAGGGGUAGAAAUUGAAGUGAUAUUUAAUAGGAUACAGUUGCUGAAUAUGGCAUCUAAAAAAUGAUAUGAAUAUAUGCUGAACUGUAGUUAAACUACUUGGAAAAAUGCAGCAGAAAUAGAAAUUAUUACAGAGCUUUAUGCUGUGGAGCAUCUGGUUGAUUCUUCUGGUUCCUUUUUUUCGUUUUCAUUUCAUAAAGCCACUUCGUAACACAACACAGUAACACUAUACCAAGAAUUGCAAUGACGAUAAAGAGAGUUAUCUUCGUCUGCAUCUGAAAUGCUCAACAAAUAUGGCCAUGCUUGUUGAUGCACAUAUGCGUUUCAGAAGCCUGUAAUAGAAAGAGAAACUGCUAACAAUCUUUAUGCAAGAGACUUUCUGAUUGAUUUUUGUAGUGUCACAAAGAUUUCAUACGCUGAUUCUGUUGUCCCUCUUUUAUAAUGCCCGUUAUCAUGGUUCUACAAAGGCUCAAACGCAUAUCGGGACACGCUACAGAAUUACAAUGAGGAAGCAGAGAGUUCCGUCAUUAGUUGACUUAUGUGUUCAGGUGGCCAUAGAUAAUGUUAGGUAUCUGGGAGAUGUUGGGGAAACAGACUUUCAUCUUUUAGAGCGCAUUUUACCCCACUGUACUCUUGAUCAGUUGGUGCACAUCAAGAAUUGUGCAGAAGGUACAGAUCUUAGCUCAGUAAUAGAUAAAUUAUGGAAGAAAUUUUACGAACGCCAAUUUGGAGCUCAAAACACCAAUGUUGUGAUUGAAAGGAUGAGAAAGAAAAAAGUAACCUUUAAAUGGAAACAAUUAUUCAAGGCAAAGUCAAAAGACAUGGAAGAGGCACAACAAAAAUCAAUUGAUCGAUUAAGGCUGCUAUUUCAAAAAGAAGAUGCUAGAAAGGAAACAAAGCUAACAAGUUCAGGUGUGCACGAAGAUUCCACCUUCAAGCAGGAAAAGAACCUUCUAUGGAGGUGUAAAUGCUAGUAACAUUUGCAACACAAAAAGUAGGCUGAUGAAGAAGGCAAAGCUAGAAUUCCUCAACAGGUACCUCAAAUCUAUAACGUGGUGUAUGUACUUAUUUCUUGAACCAUGGAUUUCA
Olea europaea var. sylvestris is the source of this 1114-nucleotide messenger RNA. RefSeq lists its product as uncharacterized. The transcript is spliced from 5 exons. Bases 529 to 999 code for a protein of 156 amino acids. NCBI's taxonomy places the organism in Eukaryota, Viridiplantae, Streptophyta, Magnoliopsida, Lamiales, Oleaceae. Gene Ontology annotation, cellular component: elongin complex; nucleus. Gene Ontology annotation, biological process: transcription elongation by RNA polymerase II. The record is from RefSeq and is a predicted model, not a curated record.